AUCUCACUCGAAAGCCGGUCUGCUCUCCGCCUAACCCGCAGACGGCGCCGCUCGACCCCUUCGCCGCUUCACGCCGCGGGCUGCGCCGCUUUCCUCUCGAUCUCACUCCGCAGCCCCGCCCAUCGCCAUCCCUUCCUCCGCCUCACGCUUCUGGCGGCACCGCCUUCGUCUCUACCUAACGCCCGCCCUUGUUUUCGCCUCACCCAGCAGAUCAGGACGCCUUCCUCCCUGCUCUCUUUCUGUGAGUGGAGGCUCUAUAACAAAAUUGCAUUUGCUAGGCUUUCUGUAUAGUUUAUCUGUAACUAUAGUUUGGCCGAAGUUUAAGAAUGGAUGAGGUUGCACAAGCUGUUGCAAAUAUCAAGAAAGAAUGGGAUCAGUCGAUUCUGCAGAUUCAAGAGCACAUCAAGUCCAUUGAAAGUUGUGGAACAUCUGGAAGAGGGACAGAAGAAGCAAAUUCUCUUCCUAGAUUAAAUGGUGCUGCACAAGAUGCACUCGCACUGCUUAGAUCAUUGCAGUUUAAACUUGAUUUUCUUGCCCAGCAGCUUUCCACGGAAGAAGAAAUGCAAUCUGCCCAGCUAACUUUAGAAUUUUGGAAGGAACAGUACCAAACUUUGCAUUCGAGUUUGAGGAAUGCCAAUUUACAAGCCAAAAGCAACAUAAGAAAAGCUGCUCAGGAAGAGAGGGAGCUUCUUCUAGGAGGUGGUGAAGAGUCCACAAUUCGCAGGCGUAAUUUGCAGACAAAGGUUGGCAUGACCUCUGCUGCAGAAAGCAUUACGGAGAGCCUUCGCCGGACUCGUCAAAUAAUGGUUCAGGAGGUGGAAAGAAGUGCAAAUACUUUGGCAACUUUUGAGGAAUCAACGGGUGUCUUGAGGAAGGCUGAAAGUGAAUACAAAGGACACCGGUCUUUGCUGAUGCGUACCCGCAACUUGCUUUCAACGAUGCGUCGGCAGGAUGUUCUUGAUAGGGUGAUAUUAGUGGUUGGUUUUAUCGUGUUCAUAUCUGCGGUGCUGUAUGUUGUUUCAAAGCGCAUCGGGCUGCUGUACCUACAGAGGAAGAUAGCUGCUGCUAUCAAGGCAGGCUCGGCACGAGAGAUUGGCAAAGAAAUCCCGGGAGUUGGAGAUGGCAUGAAUGGUCGGUAGUCAAAAUGGCUACACACCUUUAGCAAAAGGUACAAAAACCGCAUGUUUAUGGUGAACAUUGAAUUGAGAAAUCCGUGCACUUGUAAAAUCUUGUCAUUACUUCACCUUUUAUACUGUAACAUGUUGUUUAUU
Messenger RNA from Musa acuminata subsp. malaccensis (wild Malaysian banana), 1271 nucleotides. RefSeq lists its product as uncharacterized. NCBI's taxonomy places the organism in Eukaryota, Viridiplantae, Streptophyta, Magnoliopsida, Zingiberales, Musaceae. The record is from RefSeq and is a predicted model, not a curated record. Gene Ontology annotation, biological process: retrograde vesicle-mediated transport, Golgi to endoplasmic reticulum. Gene Ontology annotation, molecular function: SNAP receptor activity. Gene Ontology annotation, cellular component: endoplasmic reticulum; SNARE complex.